UUCGCCGCCGCGCCACUCUCGCAUACCUUCGCCGAAGGGAGAGGAUCUAGGUCUCCUUCUCGCCUGUUUCUCUCUCGAUCUCUCCCCCAGUGGCUCAAUGGCGUUCGAUCUCUAUGCCCUUGAUUCCCUUGGAAGCGACGAGAUCGACGAAAUCCUUAACAGCUGGGCCGGCUUCUGCGUAUGCACUGAUGCCAUUAUUAGAGGUAAUGGUGACCUCUCCGCCGGUUCCAAGCUCGCCCCUCUCGUCGCCUCGCUCUGCAAGCACGGCCUCCGCUCACUUGUUGAGGAUCAUUUCCUCCAAGCCCUAGAGGAGACAUUCAAGACAAAUGCUGUAUUGAUGUUUUGGCAGCAUUUUGAGGCAUUUCAUAGUUCCUCGACAUCAGAGAUGCCUAAUGUUCAUAUUAAAGAAGAUUGGCCUCAGACAGUAUUGAUCAAAGCAUUGGAAGAGAUAUGCUUAGAAAAAUGUUAUCAAGAAAAGUGUCUUUUGAUCCUGGUUCAUUCUUUUCAGUCAUAUGAGGAGAAUUUGUCAUUGGAAACAGGAGAUUUGAACCUUUGUGAAUCCAAUCUUAUGUGUAGAUACCAAUUGAUGGUAUCUGCAGUCCUUCUAGCAACACUUCCUUCAUAUUUUCCCGAGAUACUUCGAAUGUAUUUCAAGAAAAAGUUAGAAGAACUAAGUACUGUGAUAGCUGGAGUUAGUGAUGAUGUGUGUGAAAGUCAAAGUGAAAUGGAUAUAGAUGACAAUUAUUCUAAGAAAAAUAUAUCAAAGGACCACAAAUUGGUGAAAGAUAUUGGUAAGGUUGUUCGUGAUCUUAGAAGUCUUGGGUUUAUGUCUAUGAGUGAAGAUGCUUAUGCCUCAGCAAUCUUUGUGCUCUUGAAGAGUCAAGUGAAUGACUUAGCUGGUGAUGAGUACAGAAAUCCUGUUCUGGAAUCCAUUAAGGAGUGGAUUCAGGCUGUGCCUCUCCAGUUCUUACACGCUCUCCAAUUAUACUUGGGUGACUCAGUGGACUAUGAUAAUGGUUCAUCAGGUCUUAAAUCUCCUCUGGCUUCACCAGUGUCUUCUUUCCCAGGUGUCAACAUGCCUUCUGAAUUGCUUGUCAGAUGGAAGUUACGCCUUGAGUACUUUGCUUAUGAAACAUUGCAGGACUUGAGGAUAGGAAAACUAUUUGAAAUUAUUGUGGACUAUCCUGACAGCUCUCCUGCAAUUGAAGACUUAAAGCAAUGCCUUGAGUACACAGGGCAACAUUCCAAGCUUGUUGAUUCAUUUAUUUCUUCUUUGCGUUAUCGAUUGCUUACUGCUGGUGCCUCAACCAAUGACAUACUGCACCAAUACGUAUCUACUAUUAAGGCACUCAGAACCAUAGACCCAACUGGUGUAUUUCUUGAAACAGUUGGUGAGCCAAUACGGGAUUAUUUGAAGGGAAGGAAAGAUACUAUAAAAUGCAUAGUAACCAUGCUAACUGAUGGGAAUCCUAGUGGAUCUGGAAAUUCAGGUGAUAGUCUUCUUGAGGAGUUGAACAGGGAUGUGGAAAACCAAGAGGGUGCAGAUAAUGAUGAUAACAUCAACUCUGAUGAUAAACAAGCAUGGAUCAAUGCUGAAUGUUGGGAGCCUGAUCCGGCUGAGGUGGACCCAACAAAGGGUAGCAAUAAUAGGAGGAAGAUUGACAUACUUGCAAUGAUAGUCAGCUUAAUUGGUUCAAAAGAUCAGCUGGUGAAUGAGUACCGAGUUAUGUUAGCUGAGAAGCUCCUGAAUAAACUAGAUUAUGAUUUUGACUCUGAGAUACGGACCUUAGAGCUCCUGAAGAUACACUUUGGAGAGAGCAGCAUGCAAAAGUGUGAAAUUAUGCUCAAUGAUUUGAUUGAUUCAAAGAGGACUAAUGCUAAUAUUAAAGCAUCUAUACCGCAAACAUCCCAAACUGAGCAAGGAGAAAAUGAUGUGUCUUUGAACCUUCUUGAUGCCACCAUUAUAUCUACAAAUUUUUGGCCGCCAAUCCAGGCGGAGUCUCUUAACAUUCCCACUUCCAUUGACCAACUUCUUUCUGAUUAUGCAAAGAGGUUUCAUGAUAUCAAAACACCUCGCAAGCUGUUGUGGAAGAAAAAUCUUGGAGCAGUAAAGCUUGAACUCCAGUUUGAAGAUCAAAAUAUGCAGUUUACUGUGGCUCCAAUUCAUGCAGUAAUUAUAACAAAAUUUCAGGACCAGACAAGUUGGACUUCUAAGAAUCUUGCAGCAGCUAUUGGGAUACCAGUGGAAACGCUCAACAGAAGAAUAAGCUUUUGGGUUGGUAAGGGAAUCCUUGCAGAAUCUGUAGGAACUGCAAGUAAUGACCAUGUCUUUACUAUUGCUGAUGGCAUGAUAGAUGCAAACAGAAAUGGUAUAACUAAUGGUAACUCUGAAGAAUUAUCAAUGGCUGAUGAGGAAGGUGACAAUUCUGUGGCCUCUGUUGAGGAGCAAUUGCAGAAGGAAAUGACUAUAUAUGAGAAAUUCAUCAUCGGGAUGCUUACAAACUUUGGCAGCAUGGCACUAGAUCGGAUACAUAACACUUUGAAGAUGUUUUGUGUGGCUGAACCUGCUUAUGACAAAUCUCUCCAACAACUGCAGAGUUUUUUAUCUGGACUAGUAUCUGAAGAAAAGUUAGAGAUGAAGGAUGGUUUGUACUUUCUGAAGAAGUAAGCGUGGAGUGAAUUGUCCACCGGUAUUUCCAAAAACCAGCAAAAAUAAGAAAGGAAAAAGGGUAAAAGACGGGAUUAAUUUAUUUGCUAAUGGUGUGCGGAUAUCUGAACCGAACUUUUGUACAUGUUAGAGAGGAUGUGGGUGAGACAAAUAAGGUUGUGAAGAGUUCUUUAUUGCAAAUGUUAUCGACUUACCAUGAAGCCUACAGCUUAAGAAGCAGAAAAGAAGGAUGAUUUGAAGGUUUAAGACAAGAUUCUCUAUAAAAGCCCACUUGCUGCAAGCUCCGCCUCAGCUGUUAUGAGCAUUCGCUCAAAUGAUGAUGGAGAUGAUACUGAUGAGUUCGACAAAGCAACCAUCCCAACUCCAGAAAACAAUUUCU
Molecule: messenger RNA, 3047 nt
Organism: Dioscorea cayenensis subsp. rotundata (Guinea yam)
Lineage: Eukaryota; Viridiplantae; Streptophyta; Magnoliopsida; Dioscoreales; Dioscoreaceae
Product: anaphase-promoting complex subunit 2
Exons: 17
Coding region: 98-2668 (856 amino acids)
Biological process (GO): ubiquitin-dependent protein catabolic process
Cellular component (GO): anaphase-promoting complex
Molecular function (GO): ubiquitin protein ligase binding
Source: RefSeq, a predicted model, not a curated record